AGGGAAUGUUCACUCACAUACUAGGCUGCAUUGCGCUGUUAGGAAUGAAAUUUCGGAUUUCUGAUGUUUCAUGGGUGUGCCUGUAAAAUGUUUGGAGGUAAAAAAAAGGGGCACAUUGAUAUAGUUAGCAUAAUAGCGGCCUGCUCUUACUGCUUCCCCUCUCUUCCCCAUGUCUUGAACCGGCUAUUUUUCAUGUUGAAACAAAGCAUUUAAAUACAUGUAGUCUAGUGGCAAUACUUCGUAUAAGACGUCGAAAAAAAUCUGAAAAUUCAAAACACAUCCAUCGCCUACCCAUCGCCUGAAAUGUGCGAUAGAUAUCCCAUUGUUACAAUCUCCUGUGCGUACUUGAAGGGAAUAAUAUGUUUGAGAUAGGGGUUAUAAUCUUUUAUCCCAGGGUUUUCAGUAAGCAUCCUAUUCUGGUCCCAAUACUCAGGGUACCAACCUGCUCUAUCUCAGUCCAAAACCGCCUUGACCAUACCAUUUUCAACCAUGAUAUUGCGCGGCGAGAAAUCGCCGUGCGCAAAAUGGAUUUCAUGGUCAUCUGACAUCGCGGCUCUCGCGUAGCGCCUGAAGACGGACAGAUAUUCAUUACCAUUUUUCUCAACAAGGAAGUCAUUAAGCUCUUUCUUAGAGUCAAAGGGGCACCCCGACGAGGAAAUCGAAGCCCAGCGGUUAUUGGCCCACCAUUCGCGGCCUCAAUGCGUUUUGUCUUGCUUGUUAGGUUUUGGAGCUGGGAGAGAUAGCCGCGGAGUUGGUGGCAGACAGACAUUCUCUGGUCGUGCGUGAGCUUCCCCCAUGCUGUAUCAAGUGAUUCCCCAGGUAUAUAUUCCAUGACUAUUUGAGAAAGCCUGGUUCUGUUGCCGGACCAUCUAGUCUCGUAGACUUUUGGGACUGGGAUUGUGGUGUUGGUAGCGAUGAAUUCCAUAGCUUCAGUUUCAGAGCUGUCAGUGAGUUGCGGAUUUCAGUACUCUGUGCUCAUCGAGGCGGAUGAUUCUGGGAAAUUCGGGGAAGUAUCCAGCAAAGAUCACUUGUCCGUAGCCAUCUAAUUGGUGGUUAUCAAAGCUAUCUUUGCAAAAAUUUGAGUAGGAAGGCAUUAAUAAUACCUUUGGGAGUGAAUGGGUCCGAGUUCAUGUUUAAUCGUGUGCCACUUAUGCCUGGCUUUUUGUCGCUGUAGUAGUAGUUGAAUGGGAGACAGCUGGCUACUCAGUUGUUGAGGGGAAGUGGUGUUGAUUUCUAUCUCUAGCUGCCGGGUUGGUUUUGCACGCAGACAAGAUAACGUUACUGUUGCGCCAAGGGCAGGCAAUCUGCACCCAGCCCUACGCUUAGAUUGGUGAUAUUUACGUACUGCAGCCUAUCAUAAAGAUUUUUUUAAGAUUUUGAAUCAGAGAUUGCUCAACUAAGGUGCAUGGUGCAUCUACUAAAAGCAGCGCCUCUCGCUACUCUCGCUACUCUUCUCUUGAAGAUCUCUCCUUUACUUGCAAGCCUCCACUAAUGUCUCUAAUCCAACUAUGGCUCGGCAGGAUAUUCCUCGGUACGGUACUCUGGGGCCGCGCGGGAUCAAAGUCAGCCGUCGUAUGUGCUGGUUUCUCCUUAAUCUGGCAUUAUAUACGGCAUGGCGAUAAGUGAUUAAACCACUGUUGGCAGCUUCAGUCCUCAUGACGCAGGAAUAGAGCAAAUAAGCCCGGGAGAGGCCGACGGAGGGAAAGCCUCCUCAAUCGUUAAAGAUGAGCUUUAGGGCUUUGUCACUUGGUGCAUAUAUGAUAUAUCGAACGCCUAGCUUGAAGUGGGAAGGAAAAGCAGCUGAUAUAGUCAACCCAGGACUAGCCAGGCGGUUCUGAGCUUCCAAAUGCUUCCAAAGGUUCUAUGGAAUGAGAUAUCAAAGGCCCCUCAAAAACAACAUUCAUUGUUUAAAUUUUGCCAUCAUAGCACUGUCUGUUCUUGGCCACUCAUUUUCAACAUUCUGUUUGUUUUGUGGGAAGUUACACUCUGUGGACAUGCCUAAGCACUCAUUUGUCUUCACCUCGGUAGCUGCUAACCUUUAGUUGUAUUAUCUACAUUCAUUAUUUUAUACAUAGUACUUCGAGACAUUCGAGGGUUCGAGGAAGGCAUCCCAGUGCAUGACUGUCGGAUAGACUUCCUUUCCUCUUGACACCACAAAGAACCAAAUGGCAUAUGAGCUGAAAGCCAAAGGCAAUGCGCGCUUUAAGGAUGGUGAUUUCUCCGGGGCUGAAGACCUCUACUCGCAAGCCAUUCAGAAGAAUUCCAACGACCCUUCUUUCUACAAUAACCGCGCCCUAGUCCGAAUCAAGCUCGAAAAGUGGGAGGGCGCUGAACAUGAUGCGCGCAUCGCUAUAGAUCUCUACGGUCCAAAGAACCCCGCCGCCAUCAAAUCAAACUACUACCUCUCCCAAUCCCUUCUCGGCCUCCAACGGCCAACUGAAGCCCGCGAUGUGGCCCUGGCGGCUUACAAGGCUAGUAUAGAAACGAAGAACCCAAAUGCGGAACCGCUAUCGAAGGUCAUACUGCACGCCAAGCAAGCUAUAUGGGCGGCAAAGGAGACAACGCGAUUACGGGAUCAGAAUGAGGCAUUGAGGAAAUGGGAGGAGUUACUUCAGGCCGAUUAUGAAAAGGAACUAGCCGAGUUGCGCGCGAGAUUGGCCGCCGGGGAGAUUGGGCAGAUCGGGUUCGAAGAGGAUAAGAAGGAUUUGUUGGACGACACACAGAAGAGAUUGAAUAUUAUGAGGGAUGUGUUUGCUGCCUCGGUGGGUGAGGAUAUGAAGGAACGGGUCGUCCCUGAUUAUCUCAUAGACAGCAUCUCAUUUGAAAUAAUGCACGAUCCUGUCGUCACCCCAUCAGGCCACUCUUUCGAACGCACUAGCAUCCUAAAACAUAUCCAGCACUCCCCCGUGGACCCCAUUACCCGGGUACCCAUGACUAUCAACGAUAUCCGGCCAAACUAUGCCCUAAAAGCCGCUUGUGAUGAUUUCUUGGCCAAAAACGGCUGGGCCGUUGACUGGUGAGCGUGACACACUUUUGAAACGAUUUUACUUUUUACUUUUUCUUUUUUUCUACUGCAGCAGCAUGAUAUCAUAUUCUUUAACAUUGGUACGAUACCUAGAUUCAUUUCCUUUUUCUAUUCUUUACGGGAAAUUGCAAGUACUGGAAAAAUCUGCUUUUGGAAUGCUGGCUCACCUCCCUGGUGGUCAUCGAUUUUAAAAAUCUAACACUCCCUAUUGUAUUCCAACAAUUCGGAAAUUCAGCAGCUUCCUUUUAACUUUUCUCCAUUUCCCCCCUUUACAUGGUCUACGAAUAACCGUGAUUAUUCUUUCCCCUUAUAUUUACCUUUGGCACAAGCGUGCUUGUGCUUUCCUAGCAUCAUUUGGCGUAUAACGACGGUUAUGGUUGUUUGAUAGAAUAAUAUUCUAGCGCUUGCGGUUUUUGGUAUUACUCAUACGCUCCCAGAUAUCCUUUCUUUUCGCUUUCUUUCCCUUUCUUCUUUUUUCAAUUCGUCUUUUUAUGAACAAUGAUGAAUGAAUGAACCAUGACGUAAAAAGCCUGACCUCCCUAUUCUUACUCAAGCUUCUCGAACGAAUGAAGCAAAAUAUUGCUCAUUUCUCUUCUGCUUUCCAUUAUCCAGUACAGAGGAAACUAAAUCCACUCUCCGCGUAAUCAAUUAAUUCCAAUCCUUAUCCCUAUAUGUACAUACAUAUAUAAAGGGCGCCUGGGUGAUAUGACCUCAUCCCAUUGAAAAGUCCCGGCUUACUCAGCUGACUGCCCCGCUCCGCG
Messenger RNA from Blastomyces gilchristii SLH14081, 3786 nucleotides. RefSeq names its product STIP1 likey and U-box containing protein 1. The transcript has 4 exons. NCBI's taxonomy places the organism in Eukaryota, Fungi, Ascomycota, Eurotiomycetes, Onygenales, Ajellomycetaceae. Gene Ontology annotation, cellular component: cytoplasm. The coding region runs from base 2166 to 3020 and encodes 284 amino acids. Gene Ontology annotation, molecular function: ubiquitin protein ligase activity; protein-folding chaperone binding. Gene Ontology annotation, biological process: cellular response to misfolded protein; positive regulation of proteolysis; protein quality control for misfolded or incompletely synthesized proteins. The record is from RefSeq and is a predicted model, not a curated record.